GAACCGAGAAGUAGACGGAAGUCGUACACAAUAUCCAUGAAAACAUGCGGACGCAUUGGAGAGAUUGUCAGGCGUGGAAUGAUUUUGGCGUCGGUCUGUCCACCACUAGCAAUGAAGCCGCUAAAUUAUUUGAUGCUGUUUUGACUCAGUAUGUCGGAUGGUACGAUGACGAUAGCUUGGGAGGGCUGGAAAAAUCGGUGGAAAAAAUGAUCGCCACUGACCCCAAUUUCGUGAUGGGUCACGUGAUCAAGAAUGGUCUGGAUGCACUUGGAACUGGGAGAAGUUAUUAUCUGGAUAAGGAAUUUCAGACAGAUAUCCAGACCAUGCUUAAUUUAGAGAACAGCCCUAGUACCCUCCCACGCGAAAAGCAACACAUCAAUGCUGUCAAACUCUGGGCUCAAGGAGAGAUGACGGAUGCCUGCCUGAUCUGGGAGUCUAUUUUGGUUGACAAUCCUUUGGACAUGUUGGCUCUGAAGUUUGCCCAUGAUUCGUAUUUCUACCAGGCUCACCACCCACAGAUGAGGGACAGUAUUGCUAGGGUCAUGCCACACUGGAAAAGCUCUAUGCCACUGUAUAGUUAUCUGUAUGGCAUGCAUGCGUUUGGACUGGAGGAGUGCAAUCAUUAUGAAGAUGCAGAACGUUUGGCUAAAAAGGGUCUGGAACUAAAUCGCAAUGAUUGCUGGUCUACACAUUCGAUGGCGCACGUGCUCGAGAUGACUGGGAGGUCCACGGAGGGGAUCAAAUUUAUGUCAACUACAGAAAAUGAUUGGAAUAUUUGUGCUAUGCUGGCCUGCCACAAUUACUGGCAUUACGGGGUCUAUAAUAUCGAGCAGGGAUUGUAUGACGAGGCAAUGGGUAUCUUUGACACACAGGUUGGACCAAGGGCAGUCAAAAGCGGCGCAAUGCUGGACAUGGUUGAUGCUUGUUCAUUACUUUACAGACUUAACCUGGAGGGGGUAAAUGUGAAAGACAAAUGGAAGGAAUUCAAUGAAAUCUGCAAGGACCAUGCUGAUGAUCAUAUUUUGACAUUCAAUGACGCUCACUUUUUAAUGGCAAGUCUUGGAGCAGAGGAUAAGACAACAACUGAUAAAUUGAUGGCGUCACUGAGGGAAUUUGCAAAUGGAACUGGUAAGGGGGACAACCAGAGAAUCUCCAAAGAGGUUGGGGUCCCAUUGUGUGAAGCUCUGAUUGCAUACGACUCCGGGGAUUUCGCUAAAGCCGUCUCUCUUGUAAAUCCAAUAAGAUACAAAAUAAUAACCAUUGGAGGAAGUCAUGCACAGAGAGACGUCUUCAAUCAGUUUCUGAUCCACGCAGCCCUUCAGUCCCCACAGAAAGAUCACAACAAAUUGGCAAGGUGUCUGCUAGCUGACAGAAAAGCUUUAAAAUCGAAUGCACCGUUGACGGACAGACUCAUAUCAAGAGCUAUGGCGGUCCAUGCAGCUGAUUAAUCCAUUGUCAUUGUCAUUGUUUUGCAACACUUGCAGCUAAAAAUUGGACAAUCUUAUUUUUUUCUUUCUAUAAUAAAUUUUGAGGAUUGUUUCGAAUGGUUCCCAUUGUUUGCUGUACUAAUUGCAACUGUUUGUAAAGUAGUAUAAUGACUAUACCGAUUACAUAGUACUAUUUUUUAUAUUCUUGAAUAUAAGCUAGAGUGUAAAGAUUGUUUAUAUCAACGUUAAAUAAUGAAGUGAUAAAUUGUGUUUAUGUUGUGGUAUCAUACUUUAUAUCAUGUGUAUAUUAUUUACUGUUCCAUUGAUAACCUACGGUGUAUAUAUUUUAGAAAAUGGUCUGGUCGUUGUUGUGAAACGAUUUUAAACGUUGGAUAAUAAAGGGUUUUUCCUGCA
This is a messenger RNA of Saccostrea echinata, 1841 nucleotides long. Its product is annotated as tetratricopeptide repeat protein 38-like. NCBI's taxonomy places the organism in Eukaryota, Metazoa, Mollusca, Bivalvia, Ostreida, Ostreidae. The coding region runs from base 45 to 1448 and encodes 467 amino acids. The transcript is spliced from 14 exons. The record is from RefSeq and is a predicted model, not a curated record. Gene Ontology annotation, molecular function: protein binding.